UCCACAGUCAUGGGGAUAUACACACACAACCAACCAAUCAUAUGCAAAUAUUUGAAAUAUAUUUUAUUAAAACUGGAAUUCCUAAUGUAUCCUUUUGGGGUUACUCAAGGUCGUCUCAUGUUGAUAGGUGGCCUUCUCAGAUCGGCUACACAGGAGAGAUAUGAUGAUCAUCGUCAUCAUCAUGGGACGACCCAUCCCGAUUUUGUAGGAAUAGUACUAAUCAGUACUCUAUUAUUACAACAACUGGGUCGUGCUUGAUCGAUGGGCAUUAGGACCUCCAGAUUUCGUCGUCCUUUCUUUCCAAGAUCCACUUCCAAAUCUCUUCCUUCUUCAACACACCUCCGACACACCACCAUGAAAACAAGAAAUUUGUUCGGGAUUUCUCUCUCUCUGAUUAUCAUCAACAUGGCCGCUAUAAUGGAGCGUGCCGAUGAAAAUCUCCUCCCAGCUGUUUACAAAGAAGUCAGUGAAGCUUUCAGUGCUGGGCCAUCUGAUCUCGGGUAUCUCACAUUCAUGAGGAACUUUGUGCAGGGACUAGCAUCACCCUUGGCAGGUAUAUUAGUAAUCAACUAUGACCGCCCUACAGUUCUUGCGAUGGGCACCUUGUGUUGGGCCUUAUCAACGGCUGCAGUGGGUGCAAGCCAGUUUUUUAGGCAAGUUGCAUUCUGGAGAGCAGUGAAUGGCUUUGGGCUGGCAAUUGUGAUACCAGCGCUUCAAUCGUUCAUAGCUGAUAGCUAUAUGGAUGGUGUGAGGGGGGCUGGAUUUGGGUUUUUGAGCCUUGUUGGUACUGUGGGCGGCAUUGGUGGUGGUGUUCUCGCAACGGUUAUGGCAGGUCAUGUGUACUUUGGCUUGCCUGGAUGGCGAUUUGCCUUCCUUAUGAUGGCAACUUUGAGUGCCCUUAUUGGGUUCCUUGUUUUUCUGUUUGUGGUUGACCCAAGGCAAAGAAUUAGCUUUGAUCGUGAUUCUGGCCAAUAUCCUGAUAGUAGGGAAGAUUUGGUACAUAAGGGUAGUGUCAAUACAUCGUCACUUUGGAUGGAGUCAUGGACGGCCACAAAAGCUGUUGUGAAAGUGCCUACAUUUCAGAUCAUUGUUUUGCAGGGCCUUGUUGGUUCACUUCCAUGGACAGCCAUGGUGUUCUUCACAUUGUGGUUUGAACUAAUUGGUUUUGAUAAUAACAGGGCGGCUGCACUACUCAGUCUUUUUGCAGCGGGAUGUGCCAUUGGAUCGCUCAUCGGUGGAAUAAUAGGAGAUGGAAUGUCUCGCACCUACCCUCACUAUGGUCGUAUCAUGUGCGCGCAAUUCAGUGCUUUCAUGGGCAUCCCUUUCUCAUGGUUUCUUCUUACUGUGAUCCCACAGUCAGUGAACAGUUAUUUGACCUUUGCAAUCACUCUUUUUCUCAUGGGUCUGACUAUCAGUUGGAAUGGCACUGCUGCAAAUGGCCCCAUGUUUGCCGAGGUGGUCCCUGCAAAACACCGGACUAUGAUUUAUGCAUUUGAUCGCGCUUUUGAAGGUUCCUUCUCUUCUUUCGCUGCUCCCAUUGUUGGGCUUCUCGCUGAGAAGAUAUAUGGGUAUGAUCCAAAGUCGGUUGAUCCAGUUUCAGGUUCUACCCGGGAGGCCUACGCAUUGUCGAGGGGGCUUUUUUCAAUGAUGGCAGUUCCAUUCGGUUUGUGUUGCGUGUUUUACACACCUUUGUAUUGGAUUUUCAGGAGGGACCGGGACAAUGCUAGAAUGGCCAGUUUAAAAGAGGAAGAGAUGAUAUGACGAGCGGUGUUUGAUUUUGCGUGUAUUAAUCUCGUGACUAGUUUUUCUUCUUCUUUUUUUUUUGUGUUUUUUUAAUUAUGUCUAGGACAUCAUUUUAGGUAUUGGGACAGUCACACUGUAUUGGCUUGCUUUUUUCAGGCCAUUGUAUUGAACUAAUUUAAUUGUUCAUUCUUUCUUAGUGAUGGGCAAAUUGGUUUCUGCCAUAGAAUUUUGAUGCUUCU
Messenger RNA from Camellia sinensis, 1982 nucleotides. Its product is annotated as Major facilitator superfamily protein. The record is from RefSeq and is a predicted model, not a curated record. Gene Ontology annotation, molecular function: transmembrane transporter activity. NCBI's taxonomy places the organism in Eukaryota, Viridiplantae, Streptophyta, Magnoliopsida, Ericales, Theaceae. Gene Ontology annotation, biological process: transmembrane transport. Gene Ontology annotation, cellular component: membrane.